Messenger RNA from Dendrobium catenatum, 1209 nucleotides. Its product is annotated as probable carboxylesterase 2. Gene Ontology annotation, molecular function: hydrolase activity. NCBI's taxonomy places the organism in Eukaryota, Viridiplantae, Streptophyta, Magnoliopsida, Asparagales, Orchidaceae. Bases 78 to 1031 code for a protein of 317 amino acids. The record is from RefSeq and is a predicted model, not a curated record. The transcript has a single exon.
UAUACGCAGGACUGACGCUGCUCUUCUCUCGGCCACUCCCGAAGGUCUACGUUUCCUUUCCACCGCACAAAUCUACCAUGACCUCCGGCACCGCCACCGCCGCCGCCGACGAUGAGGUUAUCUACGAUAUGUUCUCCAUGAUGCGAGCGUAUCGCAGCGGCCGCGUGGAGCGCUUCGAACCCUUCGAAUUCGUCCCGCCGUCCAUCGACCCACUUACCGGCGUCGACUCUAAAGAUAUCGUCCUCAAUCCCAUAACCGGCCUUUCCGUUCGCUUCUACCGACCGCCUUCGGUCUCCGCCGAUGGUAACCAGAAGCCUCCUAUCGUCGUCUUCUACCACGGCGGUGGAUUCUGCGUCCAUCGCUCCUCCUCCGCCCCGUACCACAAUUACCUCAACUUCCUCACAUCCAAAGCCAACGUCGUCGCCGUAUCCGUCGAUUACCGCCUCGCUCCGGAACAUCCGCUCCCCGCUGCCUACGAAGACUCAUGGGAGGCCCUCCAAUGGGUCAUCGGCGGCGGUGGAAAUUGGGACGGAGACAAAAUCAUCCUCGCUGGAGACAGCGCAGGAGGGAACAUCGCGCACUAUUUGGGGAUGAGGCUUGGAAGAGAGGGGAAGAAAGUGGAGGGGAUUGUGCUAUUGAAUUCUUACUUUUGGGGGAAAGAGAGGAUUGGCGUGGAGCUGGAGGAGAGAGAAGGGACGUUGCUGACGGUGAAGGUUGUAGAUGCGGCGUGGGAGUUUUUGUGCCCGGAGACGACGGGGUCCGAUGAUCCGAGACUGAACCCGGUGGCGGAGGGGGCGCCGAGCCUGGCGGAGCUGGGGUGUAAAAGAGUGUUGUUGAGCGGCGGGGACAUGGAUUUGUUGGUGGAUAGAUGGAGGGUUUAUUAUGAGAAAUUGAAGGAGAGCGGGUGGGGAGGAGAAGUCGAGCUUGUGGUGGUGGAAGGGGAGGAUCAUGGAUUCUUUUUGCUUUAUCCGGGGAAAGAGAGGGCGGAGGCGUUCUUUGAUAGGUUCGUGAGUUUCUGCAACGGCAAAUAGCUUGUUUGCUUCGCCGAUUAAGAUCUUCGGAGAAUUUUAGGUGUGGAGAAAUUUAAAUAUUUAGAUUUAUAGAAUUUAUCUGGUGGGUUGGGUUAUGCAAUACUCAUACCCUUUGUGUCCUAUUUUCUUAAUUUAAAUUACAAGAAACGAUAAUAUUGAUAUAUUCAAUAUUUGUGUA